UCAUCUUGCGUUUCUCUUCAGUCUGAUUUCUCCUGUUACUCGUUCCGUUUGGCGGUGUCUCCGUCUCCUUUCAAUUCAUAUUCCGCUCUUUCGAUUCUUAACCAUGUUUACCCGUCUCAGAUUUUGUCUCCUUCUCCUGAUUGCUAUCGUUGUUACCUCAUUCAUUUUCCACAGUCCACUCUCUUCCUUCUAUUCUUCUUCUUCGUUUCCUUCACAAAAAAGACCUGUCCACCUCCUUAUUGUCUCUUCCUGGCGUUCUGGCUCUUCAUUUGUAGGACAGAUCCUAAACCACCACGAUGACGUAUUUUACCUGUUUGAACCUGGCCAUGCCAUCUGGAUGAAAUUCAAUCAAGAGACGGCUGAGCUGCUUCACUAUCCAGUCAGAGACCUUCUGCGAUCCCUCUUCACCUGCGAUGUGUCUCCUCUCCGCCACUACCUCCGAAAUGGUGGACAGAAGAUCCAAGACCUAGGCUUUUUUUCUGAAAGUCGAGCACUCUGUUCUUCUCCCGUUUGCUCUGCCUCUAUCCCCACGGAGGGCUAUGAUCCCAAUAGCUGUUCUUACCGUUGUGGAAAUGCUUCCUUGGAAAAGAUGAGGGAGGCGUGCAAAUCUUACAGCCAUGUGGUGAUGAAAACUGUGAGAAUUUUAGAUCUUUCCGUUCUUCUGCCUCUCUUCAGGGACUCUGACUUGGACCUUCGAAUUCUACACUUGGUGAGGGAUCCCAGAGCGGUGGCUGCGUCAAGGAAACGCUUUGGAUCCAUUUUCCAUCUUGAUGACCCAAUUGUUCUUAGAGGAGAUAUGAAAGGGCAGGAAAUUGUUACCAUGGAAAAGGUCAUGGCUAAGAUCUGCAAAGCCCAAGUUAACAUCAACAAAUGGGCACGAGCAGCUGGGAUUUCCCAGCAAGGGCGCUACAUGGUUAUACGUCAUGAGGAUCUUUCACUGAAACCUUUGCAGAAUGCUGAAAGAAUUUACAAAUUUGCUGGUCUUAGUAUGACGAAAGAUCUCGAGAGAUGGAUUUAUAACAUUACCCAUAACGAAAAUAAAAACCGUAAUGACUUUAUGGCUUUCUCCCGAAAGGCCACAAAAGUGGUUCAGAAGUGGAGGACAUUACUGGAGCUUCCGAUGGUAAAAACAAUUCAGCAUGACUGCCAAGAAGCAAUGGAGUUGUUCGGCUAUUUGCCGGUGAAGUCGAAGAAAGAGAUGAAUAACCUGAACGUGACUCUUGGUCCAUUGGAGGCUGAUGGAGAAGACACUGGAAAACCGCCUUUAAAACAACAGAACCACGAGUCUAGCGGAAAGGAAGUAUCAAACAGAAAGGAAAUCGCAAAUGCUGAAAAAAGAUGGGAAUGGUAGCCAAAGAAAAAUAGGACAAUGAUCUAUAUUAAUGAUAUUUAUUUCUUAUUGAAAAAUGAACUUCUUUUUAAAAAAUUUGUUUCUACGUGCAAGAGUUCACGGCAUUUCAAAACUCUACGUUUUAAAGAUCAGCAAACUUUAUAAAUAUGUAAUAGUGUUAACAGAUUAAAUUCAGCCAUAAAUAUAAAGUAUAAUAUUCAUCUGCAUUUAAAGUGAAUCAUACAUUCCAAUAUAUAUAUACGGUAUAUAUAUUGAUACCUCAUAACUAUAUGUUGUGUAUUUAUUAUGAUUUAAAUGUUAUUUUGUCAUACUAGAUUGGAAGCUCCUUUCUGCAGGACCCUCUUCGCCGUUUGUUUCUGUAAACCCAAUUUGUUAGGUACGUUGUUUACCUUUUCUACAACACUUCAGAAUAGGACAGUGCUAUAUAAAUAAAGAUGGGGACUUCUAAGGCU
Molecule: messenger RNA, 1803 nt
Organism: Spea bombifrons (plains spadefoot toad)
Lineage: Eukaryota; Metazoa; Chordata; Amphibia; Anura; Pelobatidae
Product: carbohydrate sulfotransferase 4-like
Exons: 1
Coding region: 104-1351 (415 amino acids)
Biological process (GO): sulfur compound metabolic process; N-acetylglucosamine metabolic process
Molecular function (GO): N-acetylglucosamine 6-O-sulfotransferase activity
Source: RefSeq, a predicted model, not a curated record